UGGAUAAAAUAAAAAUAUCAAACUCCAUGUCUGAAAACACUCUCUUUGUUGUCAAAGAAUCCUCCAUGUCUGAAAAUCCAUUGCAGCUUCUGUUCAAGACAUACGAGAAAGUAUCAAACUCUAUCCAAAUCCAACUUGCUCAAUUCAUAGGUGUAAUCCCAAAAGUUCCAUCAUCUCAUAAUAAUGAUCACCAUUCCUUCAAUGCGAUCUCUUCUUCACCUUCUUCCAAGAAUCAAACUGCUUCAACUAUGCCUCUUCAACAUAUUGAAUCAACCAAGAAGGAGAAAAGCUCUGGCCCAGUGACUAAAGAAGAGCUUGGAAGAGCUACUUGGACUUUUCUUCACACACUUGGAGCUCAGGUCAACUCACUUGUUCCUUUUUCCCAGUAUCCAGACAAGCCAACCAGACAACAAAGGAAGGAUGUGAAAGAACUGAUGGCAAUAUUAUCUCGCAUGUACCCUUGCAAUGAAUGUGCAGAUCACUUCAAAGAAGUUCUAAGAGCAAAUCCUGUACAAGCUGGAUCUCAAGCUGAAUUUUCACAAUGGUUAUGUCACGUGCACAAUGUUGUCAAUAGAAGUUUGAGCAAGGUUAAAUUUCCAUGUGACCGGGUUGAUGCUCGGUGGGGCAAGCUUGACUGUGAGCAGCGUGCAUGUGAUUUACAAGGGACUAAUAAGUUUUGGUUUUGGUCUUGACACAUAUUGAAGCUUAUAUUAGGAACAUGACAUACAAGAAAAGAUGAUCCCAGAUUUUGUUGUAUCAUUCAAACCUCCAAUCCAAGGAAACAAGAUGCAUAUUUUGACUUUGAGAGCAUUCAGUAUGUAUAAUAAUUUAUAGUACCUGGUGAAGCCUCUGUUCCCAGAGAAAUGUAAAUUUAUUUCUACAAUGCAAAGUGGCAUCUGUAUCUGUAUUGUUGAGUGCUGGUUAUAAACCUUUGAAAGCC
This is a messenger RNA of Solanum dulcamara, 940 nucleotides long. RefSeq names its product FAD-linked sulfhydryl oxidase ERV1. The coding region runs from base 27 to 692 and encodes 221 amino acids. Gene Ontology annotation, cellular component: mitochondrion. The record is from RefSeq and is a predicted model, not a curated record. Gene Ontology annotation, molecular function: flavin adenine dinucleotide binding; flavin-dependent sulfhydryl oxidase activity. The transcript has 6 exons. NCBI's taxonomy places the organism in Eukaryota, Viridiplantae, Streptophyta, Magnoliopsida, Solanales, Solanaceae.